This is a messenger RNA of Drosophila virilis, 1001 nucleotides long. Lineage: Eukaryota; Metazoa; Arthropoda; Insecta; Diptera; Drosophilidae. The record is from RefSeq and is a predicted model, not a curated record.
GGCGACAAGAACUGUGGGUUAAUCGUUCGACUGCCAGCGACAUCGCCAGAUGCGGCCAAACAAAUUCAGAUUAUGAGUCGGCUCCGAGUAUUUGCCGUGCGACCAUUGCCGCUGCUCAAGCGCGUGAAACGUUAAGCACAGCUAAUUAUAAGUGAGCGUUUCGCCGUGUGUGUCAUGUUUUAUUAGUGGCCACGUCCAAACUCAAAAUGUACUGCACCACGCGCCUGCUACGUUACAUACUGUGUGUCAUCAAUGUGAUUUAUGCUCUUAACGGCUGUCUGCUCAUCUGGUAUGGCACCUGGCUGCUGGACAGCAUUGCCGAGCAACGAAAUGCUGUUGAUCAUGGCGAGAAACUGGCUUCAAUACUCUGCAUUCUGUUGGGCAUUGUCGUUAUACUGGCCAGCAUAUUCGGCACUGUGGCCCUGGUCAAGGAGUGCAAAAAGAUGCUGAUAAGUUAUGCAGUCUUAUUAAUACUGCUGUUGGUCAUACAGUUUGUCAUGUUUAGCAUUAGCUUUGCGGCGAGCAGAGAUGCCUUGCCAAACAGUUUGAAACAGGGUUUCGACGAGCUCUGGGAUGUGUAUCACAGGCACAAUAACACACUGAGCAUCUACGAGGAGUGGCUGCAUUGCUGUGGUCGCAACAGCGCCGAGGAUUACAUUCUGCUGGAGCGGGAACUGCCUGCCAGCUGUUGCUUUGAGCGUGACUGCACGAAUCCCUUGAAUCUGUUCAUGGAAGGCUGUGAGAUCAAGUUUAAACAAUAUGUCAGCAAGAAAACAGCCAAUUUUCAUACAAUCAGCUGGUUUUUAAUACUGACUGAGUUUAUGGGCUCGGUGGCCACCUGCUAUUUGGUGGAUAGCAUACGAAAUCAUCGCGAUCGCGUGCGUUUCUAUAAUUAAGCUUUAAUUGUUGAUUAUUGUCGCUCUGUAACUGUAUUAUUAUUAUGCUUAGUUAGUUUUGUGCCAUUGUGAUUUGUAAUUUAGUACAGCAAAAAAAAAAAAAAA